CAUCAAUACAGUAAUAUGUCCAGAAAUGUAUAUUGUCCUUCAAUAUUAUGUCCAAAUUACAGUAAAUGUUACAUGUUUCCAGAUACUAUGAUACGACCCAAGACCCCAUGUGAGGAUGCUAGAGAUGCCACUUUAAAUGGCUCAAUUGGAGCCUACAUCCCCUGGUGUGACGACAGUGGACAAUACACCCCCGAGCAAUGUUGGGGCUCUACAGGUUACUGUUUGUGUGUGACCAGUACUGGACAGAAGAUCCCGGGUACUGAGACUCCACCUGGCACUGCUCCAAUCAACUGUUCCACCCAGAAUGGUAAGAUACGACCCAAGACCCCCUGUGAGAUUGCUAGAGAUACUGCGAUAAAAGUCAGGCCUGGAGUCUACGUCCCCACGUGUGACAACGAUGGACAAUACAAACCUGAGCAAUGUUCAGGCUCUACAGGUUACUGUUGGUGUGUGAACAGUUCUGGACAGAAGAUCCAGGGUACUGAGACUCCACCAGGCACUGCUAUCACCUGUUCCACCAAGAUGAAAGGCGUUGGAAGUAAGAUGUAGAAGACGGACAGUUGUCUUUACUGUACUACAGGAAGGGAUUCACAUCCCAUACAAAUAAAUACAUGAAGGAAUCCAGAGAUUAAAGUGUUGAUUUACUUA
Molecule: messenger RNA, 648 nt
Organism: Oncorhynchus mykiss (rainbow trout)
Lineage: Eukaryota; Metazoa; Chordata; Actinopteri; Salmoniformes; Salmonidae
Source: RefSeq, a predicted model, not a curated record